AAGUAUUUAUUAAAAUCAGUUUUAAAUGAAAAUAGUUCAAUUUUAGAAAAAUAUAAUAUAUUAGAAUUGGAUGAUCAAGAGAAUAGCCCAAAUGUAAAUAAUAAAAGAAAAGAUACAGAAAAUAAUAACAAUAAUAAUAAUAACAACAACAACAAUAAAAAAUUAAAAAUAACAUCACUUGUUAAUAUACCAGAGGAGAUUUACCCAGGAUCAACACUUAACUCAAUUAAUAGAAAAUUAAAAAUAUUCAAAACAAAAUCAAUUUUAUCAGAUCAAGAAUUUCAAAGUAUAAAUAUUGAUAAAGAUAGAUUUGCUAUUGAUUAUGAUAUAUAUAAACCAUCACCACAUUUCAAAAAGACUGAUCCGGGCUUACCCGAUUUUUAUUUAUCAAUUUCUAAAUUUGGUUUGGCAGUACCCUCAAUGAACGACAUAUCAAGAUUGAAUUCAAUUAAUGUAAUAAACAACACAAAUAUACCAAUUCAAUUUUGUGUGGUAAACCAAAAAGAUAUUUCAUUCAUUGAAUUUAAAGAAAAUUUAGUGUUAACAAAUGCAUUCUUUUAA
Molecule: messenger RNA, 561 nt
Organism: Dictyostelium purpureum
Lineage: Eukaryota; Evosea; Eumycetozoa; Dictyosteliales; Dictyosteliaceae
Exons: 1
Biological process (GO): tRNA-type intron splice site recognition and cleavage
Cellular component (GO): tRNA-intron endonuclease complex
Source: RefSeq, a predicted model, not a curated record